AUGGGUAAGACAAAAGGUGAGUUAAUGCAGUUGUCAUGUCUUGAUAUGUCUCAAACUUUUGCCCUGGCCGCCACACGGUUCUUUUUUUUUUUUGCAUUUAAGGUUAGGUUUCACUCGAGAAAGAUACAAAAAAAAAGAGCCGAUCUAUUAUUUCUUUUUCUCUUUUUAUCUAUUCCUUUUACUCUUUUUCUAUGCCCAACAAAAGAAGAACAAGUGGUGCAAGAUCCGCUCCAAAGCUAUUUAAAUGUACUGGCUAUGGUGACUGUGAUAUGGUUUUUACCAGAAGUGAACAUUUAGCUAGACAUGAAAGGAAACACACAGGAGAGAAACCUUAUAAAUGCGUUGUGCCUGGUUGCAAUCGAAUGUUUAGUAGAUUUGAUAAUAUGAUGCAGCAUACACAAACCCAUGAAAAAAACAAGAAACCCGUACCUUCUUCUCUAGUUCAGUCCACAAAGCGUAUGUCUCGAGGAAAUCCUACUCUUCUUAAGCCUGAAGCAAUGCCUGAUCCCUUGGAAGGCUCCUCUAUGGUUAAUAGUCGUACAUUGCCUUUACCAACAAGAAGAGCUUCUAUUUCUACACCUUACAACACAAAUCCUUAUCCUAUUUCAUAUCCCCAUCCCCCUCCUCCUCCACCUCCUUAUGGCUAUCCAUUGUCCCCACAACAACAUGUCUGGCCUUUAAAGCGCAAUCAUUACCCUUCAUAUUAUGAUCAGCACCUUGCUCGUCGUAGAUCAUCAACCUCUACACUAUCAGUUGAGUCCCCUUUGAUCUCACCUGUUUCUUGCUCGUUUCCUCAACCAAAAGAACCUCAAGUCAGGAGAAGAAUUUCUAUUGAUGAUUUGCGUUUACCGAUAGAAGAUUUAAAGGAAAACAAGACUAAACCUGUUUAUGACAAACAGGCUGUUGAUAUUACAUCCGAUGAAUAUGAAGCGUUAGAAGGCUUCAGCAAAUUCCACUCUACUGUGGUUGCACCUACAGGUAAAAGUGCUGAUACACAAGAUUAUCCUCGUACUCACUUUAGUAGAAUUCAUGCCAUCACCAAAAAUGAAGAGUAUAAGCCCAAACUUAGCUUCAGAAGUAUGCGCUAUGCGUCAACGCGUCAUGGGCGUGAAUGAGUCACAUUCAAGAGCCUAACUUGUAAUAAAAUACAUUUUUUUUUUCAAUACAUCGAUUAGACAUGUUAGUGAAAGAGCACAGACCUUCUUUUGACCUCUAUGUCACUCCAUACUGA
Molecule: messenger RNA, 1231 nt
Organism: Gilbertella persicaria
Lineage: Eukaryota; Fungi; Mucoromycota; Mucoromycetes; Mucorales; Choanephoraceae
Exons: 2
Coding region: 192-1115 (307 amino acids)
Biological process (GO): regulation of transcription by RNA polymerase II
Cellular component (GO): chromatin
Molecular function (GO): DNA-binding transcription factor activity, RNA polymerase II-specific; RNA polymerase II cis-regulatory region sequence-specific DNA binding
Source: RefSeq, a predicted model, not a curated record